AUGGACUCCUGGAUCUUCCCAUCAUCCCCUCCGAAUCUGUCGGAGCACCUCAUGUAUGACAGCUUCGUGCAGGGCAAUGAGUCCAACCUCCAUGGGAACCGCACAGACCACAGCUUUAACAGAACCAGCACAGUGGUCAUCACCUGCAUGUACUUUCUGGUCUGUACCGUAGGGCUCUGUGGGAAUGCCCUUGUCAUCUACGUCAUCCUGCGCUACGCCAAGAUGAAGACAGUCACCAACAUCUACAUUCUCAACUUGGCAGUGGCCGACGUGCUCUUCAUGCUCGGCCUGCCGUUCAUUGCCAUCCAGUUAGCACUGGUUCACUGGCCAUUCGGGCCCGUGCUGUGCAGGGUAGUGAUGACUGUCGACUCCCUGAACCAAUUCACGUCUAUCUUCUGCCUGAUGGUUAUGAGCAUCGACCGAUACCUGGCUGUGGUGCAUCCCAUUAAGUCCACAAAGUGGCGCAAGCCGCGUAUGGCCAAGACCAUCAACCUGACAGUGUGGGGGGUGUCGCUGAUGGUUAAUCUGCCCAUCGUUAUCUACAGCGGCAUUAUUACAAAGCAAGAUGGCUCCUUCUGCACCAUUGUGUGGCCUGAGCCUCAAGAGGCUUACUACACCGCAUUCAUGUUUUACACUUUCAUUCUGGGCUUCUUCCUGCCCCUUAUGGUCAUCUGCCUUUGCUACUUGUUCAUCAUCAUUAAGGUGAAGUCCUCAGGCAUUCGUGUGGGUUCCUCCAAAAGGAAGCGCUCAGAAAGGAGGGUGACCCGGAUGGUGUCCAUUGUGGUGGCAGUGUUUGUUUUCUGCUGGCUGCCUUUCUACGUCUUCAACGUCACCUCAGUAACGGGCACCAUCAGCACCACUCCCAUCCUGAGAAGUACCUUUGCUUUUGUGGUGGUACUAGGAUAUGCCAACAGCUGUGCUAACCCCAUCCUUUAUGCCUUCCUAUCAGAGAACUUUAAGAAGAGUUUCCAAAAUGUUCUGUGUCUUAAGAAGGUGGGAGGGCUUGAUGAGGUUGAGCGCAGCGAUAGCCGGCAGGACAAAUCCCGCAUGAUGAAUGACCCCACAGACACCCAGAGUACUCUGCUGAAUGGUGACCUGCAGACCAGCAUCUGA
Messenger RNA from Stegastes partitus (bicolor damselfish), 1113 nucleotides. Its product is annotated as somatostatin receptor type 2-like. Lineage: Eukaryota; Metazoa; Chordata; Actinopteri; Pomacentridae. Bases 1 to 1113 code for a protein of 370 amino acids. Gene Ontology annotation, molecular function: somatostatin receptor activity; neuropeptide binding. The transcript has a single exon. The record is from RefSeq and is a predicted model, not a curated record. Gene Ontology annotation, biological process: cellular response to estradiol stimulus; neuropeptide signaling pathway; cellular response to glucocorticoid stimulus. Gene Ontology annotation, cellular component: plasma membrane; neuron projection.